AUGCAGGAUUAUGAUUUCUUAGUAGCAACAGCAGCAGAGAGCAGCAGCAGCAGCAGCAGCAGCAGCAGCAGCAGCAGCAAGGGCCCCUCUGGUCAGGAUGCAUUAAUGCUUGCUGCAGUUGCUGCAGCAGUAAAAAAAUCUCCUCCCCUAAAGGGGGCCCCUGCGGAGUCUGUUGAGGGGCCCCCUGGUGCCCCAACCUCUCCUGGGUCUUCCCCGUUAUCGGGGGGCCCCUCUCCCACCCCAGGGGCCCCCACAAGAACCCCUGGGGGCCCCCCAUCCCCUGGGGGCCCCCAAGAGAUAAAAGGAUGUAUAAAUACAGGAAAAGAUGGAGAAAAAGAAGAAAUAGAUGAUAAAAGAAUAAAGGCAGAAAAAAGAAGAGCAUAUAGGGAAAGAAAGAAGAAAAAAAGACAAAUAGGUAUAUUUACGAACAUAAAAAAUAAUAAAAAUAUUUAUUGUUGUGGUCUCCCUCUUUAUUAUAAGGAAGAAGAUGUUUAUAAUUUAUUCAAAAAGGCAGGAGUAUUCAAAUUAGAUCCAGAGACACUAGCCAUCAGUAGUUGCAUGGAUUUUUCUCGUUUUUUUUUCCUUGGUUAUGUAUCUCGUGCUGAUUUUUCUAUAAAACAAAAAGGAGACAAUGAGGUGCCUAUACACCCCAAUAAUAAAACACCAGUUAUGCAACCAGCAGCACUAAGAAAAAGAAGAAAAAUGAUUCUUGCUGCACAACAAGAACAAAGCAGGUUAUUAAGUUGGGAUGGAGACACAGCAGCAGCAGCAAGAAGAGGGAGACAUAAUAUUAUUGUACUUAGGCCUAUGUACUCUCUUAUGCAAGCACAGGAGUACGAAGAAGGAGACACUUUUUAUGAAGAACUUCGUGAAGAAAUUGUCCAAGAAGUCGCAAAAAUUGCUAUGCCAGAUAAAGUUACUGUUAUACCCAGGCAUCCGCAAGGGAUUGUUUGCCUGAAGUUCAAACAACCAGAGGAGGCAGAGGCAGUAAUAGAGAAGAUGAAGGGAAGAAUGUUUGAUGGUCGUAAGUUGGAGGCAUUUUUCUUUGAUGGUACAACAGACUUUAGGGCUAGUUGUCUACCUCCUAAGCAUAAACAGACAGGAGCAGAAGAAGGAAAAGAUUCUUCUGUAGAUAAACCUUCGGGGGCCUCCGGGGCCCCCCUUAAGCCUGCAGAAGAAGAAAACUUAGAUAGGUUUGGGGAGUGGGUAGAAGAACAAAGUAGUGAUGAAGAAUUUGAGGUACAAACAGAAGAAUAA
Eimeria maxima is the source of this 1257-nucleotide messenger RNA. RefSeq names its product splicing factor U2AF-associated protein, related, putative. Gene Ontology annotation, molecular function: RNA binding. Gene Ontology annotation, cellular component: U2 snRNP; U2-type spliceosomal complex. The transcript is spliced from 9 exons. Lineage: Eukaryota; Apicomplexa; Conoidasida; Eucoccidiorida; Eimeriidae. The coding region runs from base 1 to 1257 and encodes 418 amino acids. The record is from RefSeq and is a predicted model, not a curated record.